CCUCACGCGGCCUUUUUGGAUAAAACGAAUCAAAAGCCCAGAAGCUGAGGCAGAGAAAGUAAGGGCAAGAGGAGUAUGUGAGGAUGCACUGGAUAUAGCUACUUGACUCGGAUUAAGGUUAAGGAUGGCUGUCUUUCUUGCAAUGAAGAUAUGCUCCCCAAUGAUUCCUAAACCAAUUGAGAAAAACUCAUAUAUUCAUGAAUAUAAACUGAAAUCCAGGUGUCACAUUGUGCUACCUUCACAAGAAUCUCCAUCCAGUCGGCGCCAUGUUUUAGUAGGUAGUGGUGCUUCACUGGUGGCCAUUCUAACUUUCAAUGGUGGCUUUUUGCCAUUGCCAGUAUGGGCUGAAGAUGAGUCAAAUGGCCAAGAAGAUGAUGAAAAAGGUGUUGUUGGGGCCAUUAAAUCAUUGUUUGAUCCUAAUGAGAAAAUAAAAUCAGGAAAAGUGUUGCCAAAGGCUUACUUGAAUUCAGCAAGGGAGGUUGUGAAGACACUACGAGAGUCAUUAAAGGAAGACCCUAAGGAUAUUGCUAAAUUUAGACGAACUGCAGACGCAGCAAAGGAGUCAAUCCGAGAGUAUUUGAGCAGUUGGAGAGGGAAGCAGACAGUAGUCAGUGAGUAUAAAGGCUCUCUCCAGUUAUCAUCAACUGCUUAUCAUACAAGAACAGAACACUUUGCUGAAAGAUUAGGAAAUGAGGAAUCGUAUGCUAUGCUAGAGAAAGCAAUCAGGUCUUUAGCCAGCUUCUACUCAAAGGCAGGCCCAUCUGCUGCACUCCCAGAAGAGGUCAAGUCUGAAAUAUUGGAUGAUUUAAACACAGCUGAAGAAUUUUUGUAGCCUGAGUUUCUUGCCAUGAGAUGCAUAGUUGCAUUAAGUCCAGAACAACAGUCAAGGAUGGCAAAUCUAGCCUGCUAUACUUCGAUGUAUCUACUCUGUAUCAAAUAAAAAAUUUCCACUGCUUUGUUUUAAUGGAACUGUUUGUAUCAAUGAGGUCCACAUAUCUUUAUAUAUGUAUUCAAAAUCAUUGUGCAA
Vitis vinifera (wine grape) is the source of this 1027-nucleotide messenger RNA. Its product is annotated as photosystem II D1 precursor processing protein PSB27-H2, chloroplastic. Gene Ontology annotation, biological process: photosystem II repair; photosystem II assembly. NCBI's taxonomy places the organism in Eukaryota, Viridiplantae, Streptophyta, Magnoliopsida, Vitales, Vitaceae. The coding region runs from base 125 to 832 and encodes 235 amino acids. Gene Ontology annotation, cellular component: chloroplast thylakoid lumen; photosystem II. The transcript is spliced from 5 exons. The record is from RefSeq and is a predicted model, not a curated record.